AUGAUGAGCACCUAUACAUUUGUAGGAAAGGGUUUCACUCCAUAAUUGUGCAGUCUGUAGUAAAACCAGAUUUAUGAUUUACAAAUGCAGUAUGCAAAUUUCCUGGCUCAACUCGUGAUGCCUAUAUCUUGAACAACAGUUCUUUGCCACAGUGCAUGUCAAAUCUGACUGAUGGAGGAUGGAUAUUGGGGGAUUACCCCUUAAAGGAGUGGUUGAUGACUCCAAUCAACGACCCAUUAAUUGGCCAAGAAGAGCGGUAUAAUUUAGCACACUGCAGAACAAGAAAUGUAACUGAAAGAGCUUCUGGCGUCCUGAAAGCCUGCUUCAGGUACUUACACAAAACUGGAGGCAGUCUGCCCUACAAGCCAGACAAGAUCAUCGAAUGUGCCAUUCGUCUGCAUACUUUGGCUAUUGAUCAGAGGCUGCCACUCAUGGAGGCAUUGGAGCCAGAGAUUGGCAAUGAGCAAUACUGUGCACCACCGGUCAACAACAACAUACCUGCCACAGCUAUACGAGAAAGACUUAUUCAAAGAUUCUGAAUGUAAGUAGUUUAUAGUCAAUGACUAACAAUAAUAUAACAAUGACAAUUUAAUAAUAAGAAAAGAU
Molecule: messenger RNA, 606 nt
Organism: Saccostrea echinata
Lineage: Eukaryota; Metazoa; Mollusca; Bivalvia; Ostreida; Ostreidae
Product: putative nuclease HARBI1
Exons: 3
Coding region: 156-539 (127 amino acids)
Source: RefSeq, a predicted model, not a curated record